Lipotes vexillifer (Yangtze River dolphin) is the source of this 3631-nucleotide messenger RNA. It is a transcript of the gene MDGA1, whose product is annotated as MAM domain containing glycosylphosphatidylinositol anchor 1. The record is from RefSeq and is a predicted model, not a curated record. Gene Ontology annotation, biological process: synapse organization; homophilic cell-cell adhesion. NCBI's taxonomy places the organism in Eukaryota, Metazoa, Chordata, Mammalia, Artiodactyla, Lipotidae. Bases 1 to 2865 code for a protein of 954 amino acids. The transcript is spliced from 17 exons. Gene Ontology annotation, molecular function: axon guidance receptor activity; protein binding. Gene Ontology annotation, cellular component: neuronal cell body; axon; plasma membrane.
AUGGAGGUGACCUGCCUUCUACUUCUGGCGCUGAUCCCCUUACACUGCCAGGGACAAGGAGUCUACGCUCCAGCCCAGGCUCAGAUCGUGCACGCGGGCCAGGCGUGUGUGGUGAAAGAGGACAACAUCAGUGAGCGCGUCUACACCAUCCGGGAGGGGGACACCUUGGUGCUGCAGUGCCUUGUCACCGGGCACCCUCGGCCCCAGGUGCGUUGGACCAAGACCGCGGGCAGUGCGUCGGACAAGUUCCAGGAGACAUCGGUGUUCAAUGAGACACUGCGCAUCGAGCGCAUCGCGCGCACGCAGGGCGGCCGCUACUACUGCAAGGCCGAGAAUGGCGUGGGCGUGCCUGCCAUCAAGUCCAUCCGGGUGGACGUGCAGUACCUGGACGAGCCAGUGCUGACAGUACACCAGACAGUGAGCGAUGUUCGAGGCAACUUCUACCAGGAGAAGACGGUGUUCCUGCGCUGUACGGUCAACUCCAACCCACCUGCCCGCUUCAUCUGGAAGCGGGGCUUGGACACCUUGUCUCACAGCCAGGACAAUGGGGUCGACAUCUAUGAGCCCCUCUACACCCAGGGGGAGACCAAGGUCCUGAAGCUGAAGAACCUGCGGCCCCAGGACUAUGCCAGCUACACCUGCCAGGUGUCUGUACGCAACGUGUGUGGCAUCCCGGACAAGGCCGUCACCUUCUGGCUCACCAACACCACGGCACCACCAGCCCUGAAGCUGUCUGUGAACGAAACUCUGGUGGUGAACCCUGGGGAGAAUGUGACGGUACAGUGUCUGCUGACAGGCGGUGAUCCUCUGCCCCAGCUGCAGUGGUCCCAUGGACCAGGUCCACUGCCCCUGGGUGCCCUGGCCCAGGGUGGCACCCUCAGCAUCCCUUCAGUGCAGGCCCGAGACUCUGGCUACUACAACUGCACAGCCACCAACAAUGUGGGCAACCCUGCCAAGAAGACUGUCAACCUCCUGGUGCGAUCCAUGAAGAAUGCCACAUUCCAGAUCACCCCAGAUGUGAUCAAAGAGAGCGAGAACAUACAGCUGGGCCAGGACCUGAAGCUGUCAUGCCAUGUGGAUGCAGUGCCCCAGGAGAAGGUGACCUACCAGUGGUUCAAGAAUGGCAAGCCAGCACGCAUGUCCAAGAGGCUGCUGGUGACUCGCAAUGACCCUGAGUUGCCCGCUGUCACCAGCAGCCUAGAGCUCAUUGACCUACACUUCAGCGACUACGGCACCUAUCUGUGUGUGGCUUCCUUCCCAGGAGCACCUGUGCCCGACCUGAGCGUCGAGGUCAACAUCUCCUCUGAGACAGUGCCUCCCACCAUCAGCGUGCCCAAGGGCAGGGCCGUGGUGACCGUGCGUGAGGGCUCGCCCGCCGAGCUGCAGUGCGAGGUGCGGGGCAAGCCGCGGCCGCCUGUGCUUUGGUCCCGUGUGGACAAGGACGCUGUGUUGCUGCCCUCGGGGCUGCCCCUCGAGACCUCGGACGGGAAGCUGCAGCUGGAGCGUGUGAGCCGCGACAUGAGUGGGACCUACCGCUGCCAGACGGCUCGCUAUAAUGGCUUCAACGUGCGCCCCCGUGAGGCCCAGGUGCAGCUGAACGUGCAGUUCCCGCCGGAGGUGGAGCCCAGCUCCCAGGACGUGCGCCAGGCACUGGGCCGGCCAGUGCUGCUGCGCUGCUCGCUGCUUCGAGGCAGCCCCCAGCGCAUCUCCUCGGCUGUGUGGCGCUUCAAAGGGCAACUGCUGCCUCUGCCGCCUGCCGUCCCUGUCGCCGCCGAGGCCCCCGACCACUCUGAGCUGCGCCUCGACGCCGUCACCCGCGACAGCAGCGGCAGCUACGAGUGCAGCGUCUCCAACGACGUGGGCUCCGCUGCCUGCCUCUUCCAGGUCUCGGCCAAAGCCUACAGCCCGGAGUUUUACUUCGACACCCCCAACCCCACCCGCAGCCACAAGCUGUCCAAGAAUUACUCCUACGUGCUGCAGUGGACCCAGAGGGAGCCUGACGCUGUCGACCCUUUGCUCAACUACAGACUCAGUGUCCGCCAGUUGAAUCAGCAAAACGCCAUGGUGAAGGCCAUCCCGGUGCGGCGUGUGGAGAAGGGGCAGCUGCUGGAGUACAUCUUGACCGACCUUCGAGUGCCUCACAGCUACGAGGUCCGCCUCACUCCCUACACCACUUUCGGGGCUGGAGAUACGGCCUCCCGCAUCAUCCACUACACAGAGCCCAUCAACUCUCCCAAUCUGUCAGACAACACCUGCCACUUUGAGGAUGAGAAGAUCUGUGGCUACACCCAGGACCUGACAGACAACUUUGACUGGACCCGGCAGAAUGCCCUCACCCAGAACCCCAAGCGCUCCCCCAACACUGGUCCCCCCACGGACAUAAGUGGCACCCCUGAGGGCUACUACAUGUUCAUUGAGACAUCAAGGCCCCGGGAGUUGGGGGACCGUGCGAGGUUGGUGAGUCCCCUGUACAACGCCAGCGCCAAGUUCUACUGCGUCUCCUUCUUCUACCACAUGUACGGGAAGCAUAUCGGCUCCCUCAACCUCCUGGUGCGGUCCCGGAACAAAGGGGCACUGGACACACACGCCUGGUCCCUCAGCGGCAAUAAGGGCAACGUGUGGCAGCAGGCACAUGUGCCCAUCAACCCCAGCGGGCCCUUCCAGAUUAUUUUUGAGGGGGUUCGAGGCUCGGGCUACCUGGGGGAUAUCGCCAUAGAUGACGUCACACUGAAGAAGGGAGAGUGUCCCAGGAAGCAGAUGGAUCCCAAUAAAGUGGUGGUGAUGCCGGGCAGUGGAGCCCCCUGGCAGUCCCGCCCACCGCUCUGGGGGUCCAUGGCCAUCUUCCUCUUGGCGUUGCAGAGAUGAUGAGCGCUUCGUGGCCCCCCCCACCCUGCCCCCGGCACACCAAAGUGUCCGCAUCGUACCAAAGACUGACCCCAUGCCAGCCGGGGUGCCCAGGGGCAGAGCCGCCCGCCAGUGAGGGGGCCUGCAUUGGCUGUGAGGAUGAGCAGAGAACAAGGACAGCGGCCCAGCACUGUGGCCCCGGAGACGUUUGUUCGACACACGCACACACACACCCACACUCACACACACAGAGAUAUAUUAAAGCACAAGUUUCUAUCUGACCUGCCAGCAUCUUCUUUGCUGCAGAGACAGGGGACUCGCCUGAAUGGCACCUACCACUCCAGGGACCUCGGCGCCACAUAGGCCUUGUCCUGGCUGCACCUGCGGUGUGUUUCUGACCUUCCCCUGUCCCUGACUCAAGGCUGAGCUCAGCCCCGUGGCUUUACCAGAAGGAACCAGAAGGGGAGCAGACACAGGAGCCCUGCUCUUGGAUGGACUCUGGGGCCCCCUGGAAUGGAGGAGGCCGGGGUCAGAGGGGGCCAAGCGGGACUGACUCUGCAAACGACAAAGGACAUGAGGCACCAGCUGCACACAACUCUGUUCCCAGAGCGAAGGCCAGAAGCCGGAGAGCCGAGGACACCCAUAUCCCCUGACCCAUUCAUUCCUGGGAUGCCAUAUCCCGCCCCUCACUGUUCCCCCUUCGAAGGGACCUAGCGCAGGGUCUUGGGCCUGGACAGUCUGGAGACUGACCCCUUCCCCACCCUCCCCAUCCCACCGCACCCCACCC